AUGCGCCGAGUCCUCCGGCUGCUCGUCGGCUGCUUCCUCACCGAGCUGUGCGCCCGCGUGUGCCGAGCGCAGGAGCGAGUCGGGCACGGGCAGCUGGCGCAACUGGGUGGCGUGGUGGUGCUGACUGGGGGCAACCGCUCCGGGGCUGCCUCCGGAGAAACCGGCGAGGGCGCGGGGGUCUCCGAGGAGCCGCCGACUCGGGCGCCCACGCCGGACUUCUGUCGGGGCUACUUUGAUGUCAUGGGCCAGUGGGACCCGCCGUUCAACUGCAGCUCGGGAGACUUCAUCUUCUGCUGCGGGACUUGUGGCUUCCGGUUCUGCUGCACGUUUAAGAAGCGGCGUUUGAACCAGAGCACCUGCACCAACUACGACACGCCGCUGUGGCUCAACACCGGCAAGCCCCCCGCGCGUAAGGACGACCCCCUGCACGACCCUACCAAGGACAAGACCAACCUGAUAGUCUACAUCAUCUGCGGGGUGGUGGCUGUCAUGGUGCUUGUAGGCAUCUUCACCAAGCUGGGGCUGGAGAAAGCGCACCGGCCCCAAAGGGAGCACAUGUCCAGGGCCCUUGCGGAUGUCAUGAGGCCACAGGGCCACUGCAACACUGACCACAUGGAAAGAGACCUUAACAUUGUUGUCCACGUGCAGCACUAUGACAACAUGGACACAAGAACUCCCAUAAACAACCUCCACACCACCCAGAUGAACAACGCAGUGCCCACCUCGCCUCUGCUUCAGCAGAUGGGGCAUCCACACUCGUACCCCAACCUGGGCCAGAUCUCCAACCCCUAUGAACAGCAGCCACCGGGCAAGGAGCUCAACAAGUAUGCCUCCUUAAAGGCCGUCGGAAAUUCUGAUGGUGACUGGACAGUGGCGACACUUAAGUCACCCAAAGCUGACAAGGUUAACGACGACUUCUACUCCAAGCGAAGGCACCUGGCUGAGCUGGCUGCCAAGGGGAACUUACCUUUGCAUCCUGUUCGAGUGGAGGAUGAGCCCCGGGCCUUCAGCCCCGAGCUGCCUGCCAAGCAGAAUGGACAGAAGUCGCGCACCAAUAAGAUGCCACCUCACCCCUUGGCUUACAACUCCACCGCCAACUUCAAGACCUGGGACCCCAGUGACCAGUCUCUCCGGCGGCAGGCUUAUGGUACCAAGGGCAAGCUUGGCAUAGCUGAGUCGGGCUCCUGUGACCCCCUAGGGACUCGCACCCAGCACUUCCCACCCACACAGCCAUACUUCAUCACCAACAGCAAAACGGAAGUGACUGUCUGAGUUUGCUCUACAGGGUGCACCUUGGAGACCACACUCAACUGAGAGAGGCAAAAAAAAAAAGAAAACACCAUUCUGCCCACACUUUCUUGGUCCUAC
Jaculus jaculus (lesser Egyptian jerboa) is the source of this 1368-nucleotide messenger RNA. It is a transcript of the gene Shisa9, whose product is annotated as shisa family member 9. Gene Ontology annotation, cellular component: postsynaptic density; AMPA glutamate receptor complex; dendritic spine membrane. Lineage: Eukaryota; Metazoa; Chordata; Mammalia; Rodentia; Dipodidae. The coding region runs from base 1 to 1272 and encodes 423 amino acids. Gene Ontology annotation, biological process: regulation of short-term neuronal synaptic plasticity; regulation of AMPA receptor activity. The record is from RefSeq and is a predicted model, not a curated record. The transcript has 5 exons.